AUGGAGCUCAUUGAGAGUUUGGAACGUGCUGAGCGAUACGCCGAAGUUGCCAUACAUAGGACGUUCCGUGACAGAACGUGCCCGUACGACACUUUGAGUGACGUCGAAUUCAGAAAGGAAAUAAAAAUACAUUGGCCGAAUGAGCGCGAAAGUGCUGACAUAAGACGGGCCUUCUACAGGCGAUAUCGCCUGCCUGGUAUUGUGGGUGUCAUCGACGGCACUCUCUGCCGUAUUCAGAGGCCAACGGAGGCGGAGGAGGAUUAUGUGUGUAGGAAGGGGUACCACAGCCUGAACGUUGGAGUAAUUGUAGAUCACGAAAUGAAAAUAAGAUGGGUCUGCUCAAGAUGGCCUGGGUCCGCCCACGAUUCACGCGUUUUCAAAACCUCCGCGAUAUAUGGGCAGCUUCAGAGAAGGCAGCUGAGAGGAGUCCUAUUAGGAGACUCCGCGUACGCGUCGGAAACAUUCCUGCUCAAGCCGGUCAACAACCCACGAAACGAGCAAGGUAUAGCAUAA
This is a messenger RNA of Cooperia oncophora, 513 nucleotides long. The record is from the annotation of a GenBank genome assembly. Lineage: Eukaryota; Metazoa; Nematoda; Chromadorea; Rhabditida; Trichostrongylidae.